CACACACACACACACACACACACACACACACACACACACACACACACACUCUCAGCUAGCCGCAGAGCUAGCUCGUCUCUCUCUAAAUGUCCACGAUGGAUUUAAACAUCAUGUUGUCGCAGUUUGACGCCGCCAACGAAGAGGACGUCGACCAGCUCCUGACGCAGUUUAAUCGAGAGAACAGUCACACCUUUGCUUUUGAACAAAAGGAGGAAACCCUGCGGAGUAAGCUGUGUCAGAGUGUGUUGACAGUACUUGGGAGGCAGGUGCAGCCCAGCUGUCAGAAGACGUGUCUGGAGACACUCCGCAUCCUGUCCAGAGACAAGCGUGUCCUCGCACCUGUAGCCACCAGGGAGGGCAUGCUGAUCCUGGGAGGGAUGGCGAGGCUGCGUGCCGGAGAGGAAGAAGUUGACAACGAGAAAAGCUCUGAGGAAGACGCCCUGUCGGAGGAGGAGGAGAGGGUGGUGGUGGAGGCCUUGAAGUGCCUAUGCAAUGUGGUGUACAACAGUCCUGCAGCUCAGCAGGUUAGUGUAGACGUGCAGCUGGCUCAUGGUCUGUGUGCCAGCCUGCGUAAGGCCCGCACGUGGCACCACGAGGUGGGCCUGUUCACACUGCGCCUUCUCUUCCUGCUGUCUGCCUUGAGGCCCGACGUGAGAGGCAUUUUGAGGAGAGAUUGGCAUGCUGUGAGGCUACUGUCGGAGGUUCUGGAGCACACCUUGGAUGUGCGCUGGGUCGGUCCCUAUGAAGCUGCCCGUCCGGAUCCACAGGCCCUGACCUUGCCCGCAGAGGACAAUGAGCGAGCAAUGGAAGCACUGAAAGCCUUGUUCAACCUCACGCUGUCUUACGCUGGUGGUAAGGACGACGACCAUCAGUUCCGACUCAUCGCUGCCACCCUGCGUCAUCUGUUGAUGCUGAAGACUGAGACGGAGGAGAAAACAGAGGAAGCACACAGCCAUGCCGUCAACCUGCUGAAUAACCUGCCUGUGUCCUGCCUCGACGUGCUAAUUGACGUGCCUGUUCAGGGAGGAGAGGAAAGAUAUGGUGGGAAAAACAUGGAUGCAGUGCAGAUGUUACUAGACUUCAUGGAGAAAAGGAUCGACAAGGGCUCCAACUACAAAGAAGGUUUGACUCCGGUGCUCAGCCUUUUGACUGAAGGAUCCAGACAACACAGGGAGAUCCGCAGAUAUAUCAAAGCUCAGGUACUUCCCCCACUGAAAGACGUGAAGAUCAGGCCAGAGAUCGGCACCACCGUUAGAAAUAAGUUGGUUCGCCUUAUGACACAUGUUGACAUGGGUGUGAAGCAGACGGCGGCAGAGUUUCUCUUUGUCCUCUGCAAAGAAAGCGUGGACAACCUUUUGAAGUACACAGGAUAUGGAAAUGCGGCAGGACUCCUGGUGGCUCGAGGACUUCUCGCGGGAGGGAGAGGAGAGACUCAGUACUCCGAAGAUGAAGACUCAGACACAGAGGAAUACAAAUCUGCAAAACCCUUCAUCAACCCGAUCACCGGCCACGUGGAGGAGCCGAUGCCGAACCCAAUCGAAGAGAUGACAGAUGAGCAGAAGGAGUACGAAGCCCAAAAACUUGUGAAUAUGUUUGACAAGUUGUCAAGGCAGAACGUAAUCCGGCCAAUGGGUGUCAGGCCUGACGGGACGUUAGCACCUCUUGAGGAGACGCUCUGUGAUCCACCUGAGGACAACUCAGAAUCAGACUCUGACUAGUGCACUGCACAUUUAGGCCCACUUGUUCCAGGCUGAGCUGACCGGGGCCCCAACACGUCUAAAGCUGUGUCCCAUUUCAAGGGCUGGAUUGAGGAUGAUGCCCACAAAGGUGGGUCCUCUAGAGGAGCGAGGCUGAAUCUGUGUCUCCGCCCCUAAAAUAAGAGUUCACUGUCACAGAAAGAGUAUAGAGCAGAAGUCAGUCAGAAGAUCCACAUACUGCACUGAUAUCUCCCAAUGAAUCACUCUAUUAACUUAAAUGGACCGACAGAUAUCAGCAAAAUGUGUGGAUCUAUUGUCGAGACUACUCAAACCCAAACUAAUGGUGGAAUUUAGGCUCAGUUUUUCAACUUAUAUCACCACGAAAUCGCAUAAAAUUGGACGACAAAGUUUAAAGAGUGUAGACCAUGUAGGUAAACUGCAGUGGGUGCAAAAACCACAAAAGGCCCCGCUCCCUCUGUAGAUACAAAUGUCUGAAUCUAAGGUAACAAAAACACAACAAUUCUUAUUUUCAGGUGAUUAUACACUAAUGAAAACAUACCUAUGAAUAUUAUAUAAAAAUGUAUGCCAGUAGAUCCUCUUCUAAAUGUUACACACUGGACGUUUUAAAUGGUUGUAACUGGGACACGUUUUGUGAUACCAGAGUUAUCUUGUAACAAAUGCAGUACAACUGGCAAAUAGUGUAUCAAGUUAAAAGUAAAUACAUCCAUAUAACUUCUAUUUAUCUGUAUGUUUAUGUCAGGCAUCUGUUACUUAAAAUUAGCUGUGUAAAUUAUCAUGUUUUUUUAAAUAUAUAAAUAUAUAUAGAUGUAUAUUAAAUGCAAAUACAAAAUCUGGUAAAUAUGACAAACAAAAAUUCACAAUUUUACCAAUUCACAAACAGUCGCCUGAACACAUCGCUCAACAGUGGACCGGUGUGCAAAGGAUUUUGGGUUGCGGGAUCAUUGAUCGUCUCUAAGAAGAAAAUGGCUUCCUUUGCCUCAUUCAGAGUUUCGUUUGAAGGGGGACAGACCUCAUCAGCCCAUUAUGACGUAUUCAGUCUAGAAAUGUCCGGCCCCGAACUGGGACACAGCUUAAACUUGUCACAGGAAACUUUUGAGGCUCUGUUCGCAGCUGUAAGUGGACUUGGACGUGUGGCAGAAAGACUGGCAGCACAAUGAAUCGGAGGCCUCCGUGGUUACUGUUGCACCUUUUUAAUCAUUUAUUUUCAUUGCUCCCUAAGUUGAGAAAAUAGAGAUAAUAUAAUUUUUGCUGGAUUGUGUGAAUGUCACUGAAAGAACUGUUAUGUUUAAAAGUGUAAUUAGGUCUGAAUAAUCAUUCCUUCACCUGUGCUUUUGUUUUUCACUUUUUAUAAGUUUCUCUUUAUUUUAUUUUUUUCCUGCUAUCUGAUGAUUUUGUCCACUCUUUUUUAUUAUUUCUAGAUUAUUAAAGUACACACACACACACAAAAUCAUUGAAAACUGUUAACAGUGCACCGAGUUCUUGGUUUCAUGGGGCCUGUCCGGUAAGGACCACAGGUUUGAUGUAUAUUAAGAAAUCAGACGGUGUCAGUGUGGGCAGUUUUAACUUGCAGCUCACAGCGAGUAUAUGUGGUGAUGUAAUGAUCAUGAAUGUUGCACACACACACACAGUCUGUCGGCAAGGAAACUUUCUAGAUUCAGGGCUUGUUGGCUUACUGUCGACGACUUCUUUUCGCUUAAAAUCAAGACUUUAAAUGGAAAGAUGCAACAUUUUCCUGCGGUGGAUUAUAGUGAACAGAUUGUUUCUGCCUCUUGUUGACAAAGAAAUGUGUAAACUGCAACGAUUGUUUUUAAUCCAUGUUACUUUUGCCAAAAUCUGCAUGAUGUUAAAUCUGUUCUCUGUGAUGUGAAUUCCUUUUUUUCUCCCUUUUUUUUUUCUCUAGAUUGAAUUUUUUGUUAAUUUUAUAUAAAUCCACAAGUUUAGUGUAUGUAUAACUGAAUAAUAAUAUUCCUUUUAUGUUGGUACAAUUUAAUCAAGUAUAAAAGCUGCCAGUUCUGAAAUCAGCUGCAUGGUUGUGUACGGUUUGGGUCCUGAACUGAAACCCUGCUCUGGAUUACAGAUACAUUUGUUUUUUAAAUCCAGACAAAGUGAAUAUUAACCAGAGAACUUGUGUCAUUAAUACAGGAAUUGAUGACCGUUCACUUGUUUUGAUAUUGAGUAAUCAUGAGCACACUAUUCACCUGACCUGUGAAUCACCACUACUGCCUGCUUACACACACACACACACACACACACACACACACACACACACUCACACUCACACUAAGUCAGAUCAAAAAGAUAAAUUAUUUCGACUUGGCCUCACACCCAAAAAAGAGCUGACUCAACAUUGUGAGUCGCCUCCUAAAUCAUGUGACCGUUAAGCCACGAAAGGUCAGACAUGUGCGUCACAAUUUAAAGGAAAAAGCAACAAUUAAGUGUCUUAGUGAGGUCGUUUGGCCUCCAGAAGCCUCAAGAACAACUUCAGUGCAAACAAAUGUUAAUACUUCCGUUUUGUUAUGUUCCUCCACUCAUUUCUUCAGGUUUUCCCCUUUAAUUUGUCAGGCAUCUGUGGACCAGAGUUUGUUUCUAUUGUGCUUUUCCUUCACAAUCAGUCCAAAAAAAAAUAUCUACAUUGCAUGUUGAUCACUUCUCCAUGUAGAAAGAAUAUGUUAUGGGAAUAUGUUUGUUCUUUUUUUUGCAGAUUCUUUACAUACUGUAAAUAGCGCCACACUUAGAGGCUUUCACUGAAACAUUAAUAAAAUGGAGAAUACAAA
This is a messenger RNA of Dicentrarchus labrax (European seabass), 4492 nucleotides long. It is a transcript of the gene ric8b, whose product is annotated as RIC8 guanine nucleotide exchange factor B. The record is from RefSeq and is a predicted model, not a curated record. Gene Ontology annotation, biological process: G protein-coupled receptor signaling pathway. Gene Ontology annotation, molecular function: guanyl-nucleotide exchange factor activity; G-protein alpha-subunit binding. Gene Ontology annotation, cellular component: cytoplasm; plasma membrane. NCBI's taxonomy places the organism in Eukaryota, Metazoa, Chordata, Actinopteri, Moronidae.